Messenger RNA from Rhopilema esculentum, 4794 nucleotides. Its product is annotated as microfibril-associated glycoprotein 4. The record is from RefSeq and is a predicted model, not a curated record. NCBI's taxonomy places the organism in Eukaryota, Metazoa, Cnidaria, Scyphozoa, Rhizostomeae, Rhizostomatidae.
GGCUCGCUCUGGAGAGCGUUUCAGUUUGGGAUCGAUCCCGUCUCGUGUAAACGUUCGAAAUUGAUGGGAUCGAUCCCAAAUUGCCACGGAUAUGAAACGAGGCUAAUGAACUCUCCAGAUUAAGGUGCUUUGAGCACGGUACUUCGACACUUGGUCAGGUCUUGCGCGCUCUCUUCGCCCACAAGAUGGAAAUACAAAACAAGACGGGGGAAGUUUCUAUCACGAGUUUAUUGAUUAAUUAAGCGAACAGGCUCCAACCUAUAAUGUUUUAACUACCUUUCAAAUUCGAAGCCAUUUUCUUCUCAGCCUUCCUAUAAACUUGGCGGUAUUUUCUUUGUGUUGUUGAUAAUGACAUAAGCAAUACGCAUGACCAUUCCGUUCAAAAGGCCUAGAAAGCCGUGCGGUCCGAUCCGGGAUCGAUCCCGUGUAAACACAAUAUAUCUUGGGAUCUAUCAACUGGAUCGGUCCCAUUUUCCCUCUGUAAACAGGGCCAUAGAUACAGAAAAGCCAGCCAUCUGCAAUUGCUUUCAAGCUUUUGUUAUGAAAUGAAACAAGUUGUAAGGUGUCAAUACAGAUAUAGGGCACCCUAGGACAUCAAAGUAUAAGGAGAAGCAUGAGAUUGAAUAUAAAUUUCAAGAUAUUCAUUUCAAUGGUAAUAAAAAAGCAUAUUGAUUUUCCAUUUUCACGGUCGAAAAUGUUCUGCGGUCGGAAAUUUUUGCCAACGUACGACCAGCUUGUCGUUAACACUCGUUAAGAUUAAAAUCAGAAAUAUUCUCUCAGUCUUUAUCCUAUAUUGAAAAACUUGAGGAGUUAUCCACACUGUUUGGGUGCUGUUGAUAGCAGUUUUGCAGCAUGCUCAAAAUACAGUAAUUACUGACACAAACAUCCAAUUGUGCUAUUGGCAGUAGCAGAGACAGACUACGAGCGCCGAUUUGGAAACUAAUGGGAUAAUUCUGAACAGAGACGGAUGUAGCGGGAGGGUGUAGGGGGAGCGCAACCCCCCAAUAUUUCUGUGUCCUUCGGUAACUUUUUGUUUCAUUCGAUGAAAAUCAUUUGUUGGUAGUCAAAAGUAACCAAGAAAUGGCCUGGCCAAACGAAUAGAACAUCCGCAAAACAUCACAAAACAUUUUUGUACCAACAUUGUUGAACAAUGUUUCAUGUCAAACAAAUGUUAAAAAAUCUAUUAUUGUCAAGCGCUGCCGCACAGCUUCCUAUUGUCUUGACAUCCCUAGCCAAUGUGGUCUGUGACCUGGGCUUUGGUAUUCCAUGGUGGCUACCCUUUUUCCAGCCACCUGUAAAAUGGUUUUGGCUGUUAGAAACUUUUCUUGGCUUCACGAUGGUUUGAAUCGCUUUUAAAUUCACAGAUUCAGCAAAUGUCUUAAGAAAUGUCUUAUGCAUUAGUUUUCGUGACGCUUAUUCAUCUGAGUCUGAAUCUAUAAUCAUUACUUUUUAAUGCCCUGCGUCCGCAAAUAUAUAGUUUUUCUUAGUAACUAGUGGAUUUAUUAGUAGCCAUUAGUAACUUAUAUCAUUUGAAAAAUAUGUAAACUGGCAGUAGCACUGUUGCAUUGAUGAGGCUUAUUACUACACUGACGAGAUGGUUAACGGCAGUGGCAUUUCUGCAAUGUCUCCCAGCCACUUUCUCACAAUAUGUCUCGAGCUCCUUUUUAUGCAUAUGAGUCUAGGGUACAUAUUGAGGUUGCCUUGCAAGACGUAUGGAAAUUUCAGCGUUGAAAAACAAGGUUUUAUGCUUAAUGGACAUGUGCUGAUGUCAUUGGAGGUCUGGACUGUAAGAGAAUGCGAACAGCAUUGCUUGCGUCAUCCGGGAUGCAGCUCAAUAAACUGGAAGAUACCAGCAUCUGGGUUUGCUAAUUGCCAGAUCAAUGAUAAAUCGGCAGAAAAUUCGUAUGACAACGUAAUGUUAUCUCCUUCAUCUGAAUGGACCUACAAAACAACAAAUUAUACAGAAAGAAAUAUCGGUGAGUUGUGUCAAGCUUUGAAACCAUGUAAAACCCCAGAAACAUGUAUGGAUUCCUGUGAUUGCCCAGGAUACGACUGCCAAACCACGAAUUUAGGACAAAAAAGUUGCCAGGAUUUGUACGCUCUUGGCUUCAGAGAAAGUACGAGAUACAACAUUUAUCAACCAGACAUUGGAAUUUUCCCAGUCAGAUGUGACAUGGCAAGCGAUGGAGGAGGUUGGAUUGUGUUCCAGCGCCGUGUUGAUGCCAGUGUGGAUUUCUUUCGAGAUUGGGAUGCCUACAAGCAAGGAUUUGGGGAUAUGAACGGAAACUUCUGGCUGGGGCUUGAAAAACUGCACAAGCUAGCGGCUCCAGGAAAGGGGGCCAUUCUUCGUGUUGACUUAAAACACAUGGAAUUCGAAGACAAGAAAUAUGCAAAGUACAGCUUAUUUGAGAUUUCUGGAGAAUUGGAUGGGUAUCGUCUAAAUGUGGGAGGCUUCUCUGGAACUGCUGGUGAUUCACUGGCAAGACAAAACAAUAUGAAAUUCUCGACAAAGGACAAGGAUCAAGAUACAUAUCAUUCCAACUGUGCAGAAAUAUAUAAAGGAGCUUGGUGGUACAUUGCAUGCCAUGACUCAAAUCUGAACGCCCUUCAUCCUUCCUCUGGAAGUGGUAGUGUACUCGCAGGUUAUAUGUCCUGGAAAGCGAUUAGGAACGAACAUGGUAAAGUGACAUUCUCUGAGAUGAAAGUGAAGUAUCCGUAGAAGUAUUCAUUCAUAACUGUUACUUGCUAACUGUUAACUGCAAAGACUUCGAAUUUAGUUUUCUUUGUCUUAAAAAAAGUGACAAGGCCAUGGCCCUACUUUUACUCUUGCACUCUUAAGUAUGCAAAGGUUGUAAGAAAAAGGUUGUAAGAAAAGUUGUGUAAAAAGAAUUGAUAGUAAUGGCGUUUAAUGGCGUAUUGUAUAAAUUAUUUGAUGCUAGUGUUUCGAAGUGAACGCACACCGACUUACUUACUGACACAUGCUCACUUAUUUUUAAGUAACCAAGUUUUAAUCAAAUACUUAAAUUACCAAAAUACAAGUAGUAUUUUGGGCUGUCUUUAUUGAUUCUGGGAGUGAAUUCUAGAUUUUAGGCCCUUGAAAACUUCGUGAUCUGAUACCAUUGUUGGUAGUUCUGACUUUUGGAACGGCAAAAGGGUUUUUGAGACGAAAGUUGUGACCUGUUGUUUUAGGGACAAAGUAGUUUUUCAUAAAAGUUGGAUUAACGUUGUUCAGUUUUUUAUAAACUUCAAUCGCUUGAAUUGUAAUAAAUUGGGUGUGUAUGUUAGUUUCUUUCGAGAUAGCAAUAUACAUGGGUAAUAAAUCUUUAUACGAAGUUGAAUAGUUCGAAUAGGCUAGUCGUAAUGUCCUCUCGUUAAAUUUCUUUAGAUUGUCCUGCCUUUCUUAACCACAUAAACAACUAUAUCAAUGGGCAAUAGUUGAAAGGACAUAGAUAAAUGCACUUUUGAUUAUUUCUUUCUCUUAUUCCCCAUAAAUCUUGCUAAUCUUUUCAAAGGAUUCAUCUAUUUAGCCUCGUUUUUUCAGAUAUUAUCAAUAUGAGCAUUAACUUUGAAAUCUUAAUAGAUCUGAACACAAAGCAAAGUAGCAUUUUUCUUCAUUUUAAUUGAAAAUUUAUGUAAGUUUUAAACUCAUUUAUGCAUUUAUUUAUCUUUGUUGCCAAUUAUGAUAGCUUGAAAUUUAGAGGGAUUCGCAAUCAUUUGUGUGGAUUCUUGGGUGGUAUUGCCAUAACUCCUCGAAUAAGCCUCUUUGGGCUUACUGUUUGAGACACUUACUUCUUCAAGCAGAGGCUUUAAUAAGGGUGAGGGCUUGUGAAAGUCUCCAAAAACUGCCAUUCAAAUUUGUGAAGAACUUUCUCUUUUUUUCAAGUUCACUCUGAGAAACGAAACAUUUUGCAAGUCAACACUGACACUAAAAAUAUCAUGGACGGAAAUAACGCACUUCAUAAAAAGUGACAUGUCAGGGGGAAGCUUACUCUAGGUUGGGGGCUCUUUAAAAAUUUUCAUUUCCAGGUUAGGGGCUAAUAUCUGGACGUAUGAGAGAGGGUAAAUUUGCUCACGGAAAAUUGCACAAAACUCGUGUUUUUAAAAAUCAAUGACCAACUUGGGGGCCUUUUAAACUUUUAAAUAAUCUAUAAAGACCAUUUUGUAAUAUUUGAUGACCCGCCUUAAGUGGAACACAAAGCUACUUCAAUAUUACUACUUUUACAGUUCCUUGGUGUCGAGAGGAGAAACGACCUCAAAAUCAAAGCAGUUGUACAGCUUAUUGACAACAUUCGAUGUUCAGUUACAUAAGUUUCUAUAUGAUACUUAAUUGUGCUGUUUAUAAUAAUUACGAAUUUGAAACAUAUAGUAUACGUCUUAGAGAACCUUUUCAGCUACCGCAAAAUGCAUAAAGGAGAGUCUGAGCUACCGCAAAAUGCAUAAAAGUUCCACGAAUGAUGGUAAAAAUGCAAUGAAAAAGGAGUUAUUAACUCUUUAGAUUUCAUGUUGCUUAAUCUAUGGGUUUGCAAAUGUCGGGUACGAUUUGUCGGUGCAUAUCCAGCAUUCUUUUAUGGAGAAGAAACAUCUUUGCUUAUAUCCAACCUUUUUUCGCAAACGUAAUAUGAAGACAAGAGGCAGAAAUUUCUGAAAGAUACCAGCGUGAUAUUUGAGUGCUGCCUUGGGUCUUCAAGAACCCCACAACAGGUCUGCGUUUCAUUGCAGCUCUUCCUUUUGAUAGCUUGGUCAAGAAAUCUACUUGAUGCUCGUUGGUCAUCGGCCCAUCUCAAUAAGCCUCCU